Molecule: messenger RNA, 780 nt
Organism: Nannochloropsis gaditana CCMP526
Product: retinitis pigmentosa 9 (autosomal dominant)
Exons: 3
Coding region: 1-780 (259 amino acids)
Biological process (GO): RNA splicing
Source: RefSeq, a predicted model, not a curated record
AUGGAGGAAGACCCAAAAACACGACUUCUGCGCGAGCAGGCAGCAUUUUUCCGGCAGGGCGGAGUCUCUCUCUCGAAGGCCAAUGAAAUGGGAGUAGGAUUUCUAUACGACGAAGACGGAGGUCCAGGCAAUCAUGUAAAGGAAAGAGAGGAAGAAGAGGAGGAGCACCCUGAAGACGUGAUUCCGGACUUACCUGAGAAUCGGGCCGCUCGAGAAUUCUUAAGGAAAGCACCGAGGACAGGAUUGUACAUGCCACUCGGCAAGGAGGUCAAAGUCAUGCAAUGUUGGCGUUGCAAACAAUAUGGUCACAGGACAGGUGAUAGAGACUGCCCCUUCUUUUUGUCAGGCAAUUUGUCAUCCGAUGCGGCUCGCCAAGCACGCGAGGAUCCCAUGGCGGCGAUCAUGGGUCAGAAAAUGUUACAAGCGGAAGUAAAAAAUGCCCGGCGCGCCGAACUGGAGAGGCUUAUACAAGACAUUCGUCAGGAAGUGAAGGAAAAGAAGGCAAAGAAACGGGAAAAAAAGAGAAAGAAGGAGGAAAAAAGAAAAAAGAAGAGAGAAAAAAAAGAAGGCAAGGACAAGGAGGCGCGGGACCGGGACAGAAAGCAUCGCAAGCGGUCACGCGUUCACAGCCCACCCACAAAAAGGCGACGCAGGAGCAAAAGCAGGAGCAGCAGCAGGUGUAGUGGAGCGAGCCUCAAGAGCAGUCCCGAGGAGUAUGCGAAGACUGGCGAUACCAAUAACGACAAGCCCCCCCCCCCAAAAUUGCGACCAGACUCAUGA